Dissoconium aciculare CBS 342.82 is the source of this 368-nucleotide messenger RNA. RefSeq lists its product as uncharacterized. Lineage: Eukaryota; Fungi; Ascomycota; Dothideomycetes; Mycosphaerellales; Dissoconiaceae. Bases 13 to 249 code for a protein of 78 amino acids. The record is from RefSeq and is a predicted model, not a curated record. The transcript has a single exon.
UCUAGGUAUGCUAUGUCGAGGCUCGCCGUCGUUUGCAAGGCCACCUGGGUAGGCAAUGUUGUCCGAGCCGAGGUCCCCGUGUGUGUUGUGUCUGGGUUCUCGCCUGGGAUCUCGAACAAAUCAGCACACGGAGAUCCGCCUCCAAAUGACCCGUACAGUUCGUACAACUUCGAGGACAAGUUUGUCGAGCAAUCCUCCCCGAUGUGUCCCUUCCGAACCGCCGACAUGAAGACAAAGCCAAGUCUGUGAACCCUCAACAAGGAAUCAAGUGGCUCACUUCGAUCAUCGACAGCCAUGCUCUGGAUGGAGUGGUGAUGCUAAUACGUGACAGAGAUGUUCUCAAGGCGCCAGGUGACUUGCAGUAAAUG